UACGGUACGCCGAGUGAAGCCGCGUCCAGAUUACAUGGCUACGCCUUGAAAUUACCCACUUUAUGUGGGAAAUUCAUGAAGCCGCUAGCUGGGACCUUCUUUAGUCACAUGUGUUAUUUGAAGCCGUAGCUUAGUAAUAAAAUAAGCUCAUGAAGUGUUAUUACAUACCGCGCCGGUGCGAACGUACGUCCAAGACGAAGGCCUACUGAUCUGUUUACAAGUUAAGUGCACGACCUUUGUAUAGGCCUGGUUCAAGUUGUUUCAUUCAGCCGUGAUUGCUGAUAUUCCCAAAUUGGACGUUUCUGGUACUUUACAAAGUGCAUAUAAUUCCGACCAGUGACAAUGAUGUUGUCUAUGAUCUCGUAGGAGAAAGGACAGCCGACUAUAAUUUGUAUGCCUAGCUAGUAGGGGCCUACCGGUAAGCUAUCCGACUUCUUCAAGGACACAGAGAGAGAUAUCAUGGCAGAUCUUACUAAUAUGGUGUGUUGUAACAUGAGGACCUUGCUGCUCAGCCCACACGCAUGAUUGCUGCACAGGGGUACUUUCUAGCCAGACAACUUCAGCAAGAUGUGGCAGAUGAACGGGAGCUAUGUUGACAGUGAUCCAGCGCCGUUCAACAAGUUUGGGCCAGCCCCUCUUCCCGCCAUUAAUCCCAGCAACCAGUCAAGUCAGACUCCCCAGCCCAAUGACUACAACCAGAUUGUCCCCAUUGGCGGGCGGCGGUCUCAGCUGUCCAACAUUACAGCUGUGCCAGCCUUUGCCGGGGACUAUACAGAGAACAGGUUACGCCAGGUAGAGGAACGGCUGAACAUGUCGGAGCAGUCCUGCCGGGCGCUACUGGAAGAAGUCGUCCGAUUAAGAGGGGAGUUGAAGCAGUCACACCUGCGCUCAGACGAAGCCCUCCAAGGUGAGCGCCAGGCCCGCCAGCAGCUGGCUGACAACAUCCGGGCCAGCAAUGACCUGAUCGGCCAGCUGGGGGCACGACUGAAGCGGGCGGAGGAGCGGGUGUCGGAUGAGCGGACAGCGGUAGGGGCCUUGGUCAACCAUACCAAGCAGGUGGAGCAGGCAGUGCUGGGGAGCCAGCAGGAACUGGUGGCCAGGCGCGACCAGCAACUCGCCAAAAUUGCUGAACUUCGCAAUGACUUUGACGAGUCCAAUCGUCUGAGGGAGCAGCUGGAGAGGGCCACAACUACGUUAGUGGAUGAAGUCCGCGCCAUCAAGGGCAAAGUGGACACCUACCAAUUGGAAUCCACUAGCAUCGUGCAUGAUGUCAAGGAACGCACCAAGAGAUUAGAGGAAGACAACAGAACCCUGAUUGCCAGGUACCGCAUCCAGUGUAGUGACCAAGAGUUGAACUCUGACAAGAACCUGACUCAGCUCAGGUUACAGAUGAGUGCCAGGCUUGGUGAGGUGAGGGACGUUCUGAUGGAUCUCAGAAAUCGAGUGUCCACAGAGGAGACUGAACGAAGGCAACAGGAACAGAAUUUCUUCCUCAAGAUCAACGACCUGCAGUCCCAGGUCCAUGAGCAGUCACGCAAGCGGGAUGAGACGUUGCACACCAUCGACGUGGUGCAGCGGGAGCGUGAGCAUGCUGCCGACAACGAGCGACUCAAGAUGCAAGGCAAGAUUGCUGAGAUUGCCGAGGAGGUCAGCCGCAAGAUCCUGUCCAAGGAGAUCCGGCUUCGGGAGGAGGCACAGCAGAAGUUUGGCAACAUUGAGAAGUACCUUCAUGCUGAGCAGGCUGCUCGUAUUGCUCACGAGCAAGCCAUGCGAGAGGAGAAUGAGAAGCGAUGGGCAGCGCUGCAGAAACUCACUGAGGAGGAGGUGCUACAUGUCCGUGAAGGACAGAAGUUGGACAGGCAUAAGAACAUUGGCGGGAUGAGCAAAGUCAAUGAAGCCAUGGACAAGCUGGAAAAGAUGCAGCACGAGACAAAGAAACAGCUAGAAGCCGUCAUGAAGGCGGAGAUCAAGUCCAGGCAAAAUCAAGACAAGCAGAUUGAAGACAAGAUUGAGGAUGUUCAAGAGAAGCUGGGCGUGGCCAUUUCCACCUUACAGCAGGCAAUCGGUGGCAUCAAUGAGCAGGUGUCCUCAGCAACUAACCAGCCUAAAGGAAGUACCGACGGGUACCAAGACAAGGUGAAGCAGAUGAUUGAGGAGCAGAGCCAGGGAGGGUUACGUGGCCUGGCAGACCUUGAUGCCCGGGUGGUCGCCCUACAAACCAAGCUAGCAUCACAGGAAGAGGAAACUCAGCAGACUAUAAGGAAGGCUAUUGCUGAGGCCAUUGAUGAUAAGCUGUUUCUCACUGAUUAUCCUAUGGCGGCUAAAUCUAUGUUGGAAGAGCAAGGAGAGAAACUUGAGAAGAUUGAUGAUUGGCGAGACAGUGCCGAUAAGAAACUCAAACAGGUCAAGGAGCGGAUGGAUGAACUGGGACCAGAGAUCCGCGAGAUGAAUCGCACCAACGAGUCGCUGCAGGAAGACGUGAAGGGGCUGAUCGACUCAGAGUCCAAGGACAGAAUUCGUGACGUGCAGAUGGUUCGCCAGGAGUUACAGUCUAAGUACACCCAGUUGACCCAGGAGAUCGAGGCAGCCAAGCAGGCUGCACCGGCUGGAGCUGAGGCGGCCGUGCCUUCCAUACCAGUCACGCAGAAGGAGAAGCUUGCCCAGGGCAAAGGGGGCGGCAAAGUGGAUGAGGCCACAAGAGCCAGGAUUGAUGACAUGGAGGAAGUCAUCAACAAGCAACGGAAGAAGAUUGAAGAGCUCAAGGAGCAGAUUGGCAAAGUAGAGAGUAGCAUCCAGACUGUCCGAGUGCAUCUAGGAAGGAAGAUAGAUGCCGAGACGAAAGCUAGGAGAGAAGAUGUGCAAGACAUGCAGGGUGUGUUUGAAGAGUUGCAGGGCCGAGUAGCCCCGCUUCUUAAUGGCAAGAGCCCGUCAGGCCCACAGACGCCCGGGAGGAAGGACAGUGGGGCGGAGUCAGCCAAGGGAAGUCGGAGGGGGAAUUCAGGUCAAGGUAGGGCGUCGGCAGGCAGCAACCACGACAGGUAGCUCAAGACGUUGGGACUGCUCAGGUUAAUCAAUCAAAGGGUUCGCAGGAGAGUGCAGUAAUAACAAAGCAAGUAUUUGCCUUGCAGGGCCCAUGCGUCAAGUUGACAAUCAACAUCCUGGUAAUAGCACAUUGCAGCUAAUCACCUGUGCUUCAUUGUGUUAGUGAGCCCCCAUCCAACACAUGCCAACAGUUAUACUCAGGUCGUGACAUCAUUUAGGGGCCAAUUUCUUUUGGUUGGAAGGCAAGACUUAGUUGGAGGGGCAAAAACUUGGUCCCCAUAAUUUUUGAACUUGGUGUAUACACAGUCCCAAAAACUCUAGAAAAUAUAUGCAUGGACUUUCCAUCAGUCUUCGUUUGUUUGGACAAAGGAUUGGGAUAUGAUUAUAUAAAAUUAACAUCUCCCCAACGCAAAAAUACAUCUUGAAAAUGAUUUUCCCGUCGGGUUCUUACCCAACCACGAACCUGUUGUCCUUUGUUCUGUUUUCCUAAUUGAUUGCAGAAACAAACUCACCAACUCAAAUGAAGAAAAUUACGGUUACAAUGAUUUCCUUAAGGGUCCAUGUGGCCCUAGCUAUAUGGGUAGUGUGAGAUAAAUGUUGGCAAUUAAGCACUCUGUAGCCAAGGGUAGAUCCAAAACCAAAUUUGUUUAUUAAGAAGGGAAGAAGUCCCUCCAAAUAAUUUUUGUCUCAUUUUUCAAAAACAAAGCUUUUUCCGGGGGGGGGGAUGGAUGGACCCUGUUGUUCCCGCUCCCUGAUCCACCAGUGGAUGUACCCACAGAUGUUGAUUUUAUUCAAUGAUGCACUGAUGCACUAAUUGUACCUGCAAUUGUCAACAAGUCUGGUUUCCAGGCAUUGAACCCAUGAUAGCGUAUUGCAUGUAAAGACAGGCUGGCGUUGGAAUGAUAAUGACCUAUACAUCAAACCAAUAGUUUUCUUUCCAAGCUGACUUGUACUAUUUCAAAAUGGUUGUUGAACUUUGUAGCCCAUGUAAAUGUGAAGACGUGCAGAGAUUGUUCAAAUACCUGGUCAUGUACACACAGUUGAGUAGUGGAACAGUCUUUUCUGCCAAGUAAAGCUUUUUUGUCAGAUAAUCUAUGAGGCCCUAUGUUGUUUUAAACAUUUUAAACCCCAAAAUCUGUAUCCCCAUUUAAAGGAUUUUUGUUUUUAGCCAAGUAGUGCUUGCUCUUCAUUCCCUCCUCCUAGAAAAGGUGGUUUGCUUCCCCCUGGAAACAAUCCUGAUGACGCCCAUGAGUAUUGCUAUACAGACAUUUUGCUUAGCAACCGUGGCUCUGAACUUGUUUUUUUUUCUACAAUCUGGGCUCGGUAGAUUCAUAUAAACUAUCCAAAUAGUGCAGGCAAAUCUAACAGCUUGAACCUUUGAUGGUGUUCCAUUACUGCCGCACAUUACAAUACCGGUAACUUCAAACCCGUCUGAUGUUACAUGUCGAUUAGUGGAAAAGAUAAAUUCUCUUUUGUUAAGUUUUUGUUGUCAUAAUCUAAAAGAUUUCUCAGCCGUCAUUGUCAAUUUGAAAUCGUCUGUUUUAAGUUACAAAAAUGGUAAAAAAGUAAAUUUGUUUGAGUUCAGUUGCUGAAUAUGUCAAAAUACAUCCCGUUUCCUGCAUUUUUGGACAGAACUGCUACAUGUAAAUUAACUUGAUGGAAUAGCUACAUAUAUUUUUGUUCAUGUUUGUGCUUGCUUUGUCUCACGAUUCAAGAAACUGUUUGAGUCGAACUUCCAGAUGAUGUGUUGCUCAGUCGAAGUUAAGGCAAAAUAUUUUUUAGAUUGUACACCACAUUGAAGUGUAUUUAUAUUUAAAUGAUCUUAGCUGAAAUAUAUUUGUAAGUUGACAGGAAACGUUUUUCAACCAUCUUCCUUCUGGUGAUAAGCGUAAAAAUGUCGUGUGCCUUGUGUAAAUUAUCUUAUGUGAGCAUGUAAUAUAAUGAUACUGAAAAAAAGUCUGUAUAGAAACUGUAUUUUGCAACAUUUUAAACAAGUGUUGGAUUAUUUUGUUUCAUUUUGGAGAACCGAACUGACACGAAGAACAAUUAUCUUUACAGGUAGUAAAUAGUUAUGUUCAGUGGUUCGAAAUUCGGUUGGAAUUUGAAGAAGUAGCUUAUUUAACAUUGUGAAGAGGGAGCUUUGCGUGUUUGACGAAGUUAUGCUGUUCUUGAGGCAAAUGUUUAAGUUACUGAUGAAAUUUGUUUUACUAUUCAAAGAUAAUUGGCAGCUUCACUGGCACUCAUGUUGCAAUGCUUUGAACUGCAGUGACGCUUUACGGUGAAAACUGAUCGAGACGUUCAGAAAACACAAGUACGUUCAUUAGAAUGUGCCAGAAAUUGCCCUUUAGACUAGAAUUCACCGUGUAUGAAAUGGGAUUUAACACAAAGCUCACAACAUUGUAUUAGCUAUCUUGAAGGUAACUUCGGUUAAUUACAUAAAUAAAAGCAAUCUUCCAGAGGUACAGCAUAGUACGAGUUCUGGAUUCAUUUAUCAUAUUUCAUGUCUGCCAUGAUAGGUAUGUAGCAUAUGGAAAUCUGGAACAGUGCGCAUGACUUGUUUCUUCUGUAAUGCAGACAGAAUGUUUUGUAUUUUUAAAGCAUUACUCGCCGUAUUUCGCCAAUCUUGUGAUGUUUUUGAACUCAUGAAUGGAUGGCGCGCGGUACUGGAGCAUUCAUUUUUGGAACCCUAGAUGUUUCUACCCCAGCCUAGUGUGAUGAGGUAGGAGACAAUGAGACUUAAAAAAAAAAGAAAAACGAGAACAUUUGGCGAGCGAGAUGUCUCUCGCUCCAGCGUCAUAGAUAAGUACUGGCCAGUUGCUAUGCGAGCCCUCUAACAAAAAAGUACACUCUCCAUUAUGACUCGAAAUAUGCAUUAAGCCCUCCACCAAUUGUAAAUCAUUAUUGUCGGGACCCAAGCUCAGGACUCGGCGGAUAUUGUACCUAAUUCCUGUAAUAAUUUACCUGCAUUUAUUGACAUAAUCCGCCGGAUCAAUGGAAUAUUAGUCCACUAAAGUGGGGGUGCGUGUAGCGUUUUCAGAAACAAUUGCCCUGCAAAUAAACCACCUCCGAUGGGCUUUUUUUUCAAGCGUGGUCUAAUUUCAUUUAUGGGGGUCCCCCCUUGCUUUCCGUCAUCGAUCGUCUAAGGUUGAUGCAUGAGAGGGGGCAUGCAUUUCUGAUCUUUCGCUGGCUUGUGUCAGUUAUCAACUGCUUGAAAAAGCUCGCGUUUUUCGGGCUCCUUUCUUGUGAUAAAUGGAACUGCACUUUUUUUGAAGUGAAUUUUACGUGUGUCUUUCUGCACCUCAAGUGAAUGUUUGACUCGGAAAUUAUUUUUAGAGCGAGAGUGUGUGUUUUUUUUUUCAACAAGAGUGAUGAACUAACCAUCUUUUCUGUUGUGUUCACGAUAGUGCAACAUUCAGGGGUUUGAAUUAAGUACAUGUACACCAAAUGUUCCAAUUAAAGGGCAGGUAAAUAAUGACAUGGUUAAGUGUUACCUCGAGAAGUACUGAAACAGUGAUUGAUUUCAAAGCUCUUAAUUACUAAUUAACAUAUCAUAGCGUGUCAAUUUGUGAAAGAUGCUUUUGAUUUUAGAGUGAUAAAAGCAAGAAACCCCGAAUUUGCCACAUUUAGAAGACGGGUCUUUUAUCCGGGUCGGACACAGUUCUAACGCUCAUCCACACAAUGGUUAAUGAGCGGAGAAAAUGUGCGCAAAAAAGGUCUGUAGAAAUGCUUCUCCGGUUUUCUGUAAAUUUCAGAGAAUUUUGCAGUGUGCCUAUGCAGUUUCUCAGUCCAGAUUUUCACUGUUAUUUUAUUGAAAUUAAAAGCGGGUAGAAUCAUGCCGUUCCAGGAAGUCUGCUUAAUUCAUUCAUUAAACCUUUAACGUCAUAUCGUGUCUAUAACUCGAACAGUUUCGUGACUUACUGUUUCUAGUAGCCAGAAAUGCACCUGCGUGUGUGGGCGUUUGAAAGGUAGCCCACGUGUUCACACAAUUGCCCUUGUUCAUUUUUUGUUUUUAGCUGAAGAAAGAAAUAGCUGAUGUGUCAGCAGGCAAAGGUGUGAGUGUGGAGGGAGGAGGCGGCAGCAAUGCAGCCCCUAGCGGUGCAGCUACGGCAAAGAGUCCAAGAAAGGAGGCUGCCGAAGGAGACCCCCAGCCCUCCACCUCCCGACGGUCAUCCGUGGCCCCGUCGCAGCGUAGCAAGCCGCCGCCGGGCCCCAGCGGGGCGCGAAGCCGUGGCCCGCCACCGGGCUCUAAGCUUUCCACUAAGACUCCGUUGAGAACGCCCCGGCAGAGAGGCCCACCCAUGUUCGUCAAGGAGCUGGACGGUAGUGGUGAUAUCCACAACACGCCGGCGAUCAAUCGUUACAGCGUGUAUAAUGCCUACUGGUGGAUGAAGGCAAUCAAGAAAUGGCGCAAGAACGCGCCCGUCAGACAGAGACCCAGUCGACGUACCUCGCAGGCUGGUCAGAGCAGGCGCGCGUCUGUAGCGGCCGGUAGCCGCUCUGGUCAACCCAUGAGCGAUAGGCUCUCGCUGCGGUCUGGUACCAUCACCGGACUCGAGGGUUCUGCGAGUGUAAUAGAAGGCGAUGAUGCUAACUAGGCGUACAACACACGUAUUUAAUGAGCUACGUGCUGCUGGGUGCAGUCCAUGUCAAGAUCUUAAACCUAAAACGUUAAAAUAAGUGAUGGGUAGAUUGUUUCGUGCACCUGACACAACUUACUGUUAUGGAUUGGCUAAUGGACUCACACCAAUAAAUUAACGCAUUUCUUUGAUAUGCUCUGAUACGGGUAUUCUAAAUGUGAAAACAGUGUUUAUAUCUCACCCACACAAAGACAUCAAUACCUUUGUAUUGGCAGACGUCUAUACUCGACUAUAAACCUAUGCCCUAUGGUCAUUUUGGUCACACAAUUUUGCCAACAAUUAAGACAACGGAAGAGAUGUUAGACCCCUAUUUACAGCUAGCGACCAGAGUUUAUAAGUUUUGGCUAUCGCCGAUGCCAGAAAAGAAACAAAACCAGCUUUGUCUCUGACACCAGUGUUGCUUGUGGGCCUACUGUUGCUCAGUCUUAAUGAAAAUUGUUGGAUCCAUGGGAUACAUUUUGGUGCUUGUCAAGCAAAAUAUGACUUUAGUACUUUUUUUUAAAUUAAGUAAAACUCCUAAUUCGGGGAGGUAAAACCGGUAAAUCCAUGGUCGGAGGCAAGGCCGUGAUUUUGGGGAAACCCCUCUAGAAACCUUUCUUUGCGUAGGUAUAUAGGCUACCAACUGAAUGCAGUUCGACCGACUUCCAAAAAUACACGCGUGCCUCGAAUGGCAUGUGUAUGAGACAAUGCGAGAUUACGGCUUGAAAAUAACAUGCAACACUUUGGGCUGUGGCUGCAAGCCAUGAGAGCGCCAUAGAAUCGUGUGUGAUGUCAAGCCGAAGCCAGGUAACUCAGCCUGAGUGUGAUAAGGGCACCACUAGGAUGCCACAUGUGGUAAUGGCGCCUCUCUUGGGUAGAUUGGUCCAUAUCUUUGGUCUGUGUGUGCUAAAUGUACACACGGACAUAAAUACUUCUCUCAGAGCUGUAAGUUGAGGUCAUUGCAUUGACUUGUUUGUUACAAGUUAGAAUAAGACACUGUUCGGUUUGGUUUUAUAGUUUUCCGAUGUGAUAUCAGUGAAGUCUGUUUAUCCACCCAAACCACGUCAAACACUUUCUACAUCCACGUCGAUAUUACUGUAUUAUAUUGUACAAGCAAUGUAGUUAGGUGCAUCGAUUAUUGAACACACUGGAUCUACACAGUGUGAUAGCUUUCUCGGAUUAUGUUCCUUUACUUCGCAUCGUUUGCAUAAUAUUGUACAGUAUUAUCUGCAUAUUGUAUAGAAGUGUGUGCCAUUGCGUUUUUGAUAGCGAGUGACAGGUCUGUACAUAAAAUAGUAGUAGAGAAUUGACCUUUUUGAAAUUCUCAUUGCAUCCUGGGAUCGGAUGACAAUUAAACAAGCCAUGAAUUUCACGGGUGCAACUGGGGGAAGUGAGUCAGUCGAAAAUCAAGUUGCAGUGUUAAGAGGAGAGGAUCAGGUAUACACUUCGUCCAUAGAGUUGUGCAUAAACCUUGCUUGUUUGUCAUCAAAUCCCAUAGUGCAUUGCAGAUGUCGAAAAGGUUUAUUGAAACCAGUGCUGCUCGCGAAAAAAAGAAAGAAUGCAGAUCUAUUGAAAA
Molecule: messenger RNA, 9234 nt
Organism: Acanthaster planci (crown-of-thorns starfish)
Lineage: Eukaryota; Metazoa; Echinodermata; Asteroidea; Valvatida; Acanthasteridae
Source: RefSeq, a predicted model, not a curated record